This is a messenger RNA of Brassica oleracea var. oleracea, 714 nucleotides long. RefSeq lists its product as uncharacterized. Lineage: Eukaryota; Viridiplantae; Streptophyta; Magnoliopsida; Brassicales; Brassicaceae. The coding region runs from base 1 to 714 and encodes 237 amino acids. The transcript has 2 exons. The record is from RefSeq and is a predicted model, not a curated record.
AUGAACACAACUAAGACCGAGCUCUUCACCUCUAGAGUGGACCAAGCUGAAUCAGCGGCUAUUGCUAGCUACGAAUUCUUUUCGGGUCAAUUCCCUAUAAGGUAUCUCGGUCUCCCUCUCAUGAGCAGGAAGAGUAUUCACUUAAAUAAUAAGUCUUUCUGGAUCAUCCAAGCUUCACCAACAGAUUCUUGGGCCUGGAAAAAGUUACUAGACCUCCGACCCCUCGCGCUUCAAUUCUGUCAAUCCAAACUGGGUAAUGGAAGCACUGCAAGUUUUUGGCUCGAUGUCUGGACGCCGUUUGGCCAGUUAAUUGAGUAUAUUGGCCCUUCUGGUCCGAGAGCUUUGAUGAUCAAAAAGGAGGCGGUUAUUGCUGAUGCAAUUAGAGAUGAUGCUUGGAACCUUCCGCAUCCUAGAGCCCAAAAGGAAGUUGAUCUUCAUUCUUAUCUCACAACUAUUACCUUGCCUUUAGCUACUGAUAUAAUAGAUGAAUAUGAAUGGAUUGCUGCUGAUUGUCCAUCUCGUAGUUUCAGGUCAUCUUCGACGAGGGAGAUGCUGAGGCCGAGGGAGGAGACUAAAGAUUGGGUAGACGUCGUCUGGUUCAAAGGAGGAAUUCCUAAACAUGCAUUCACAAUGUGGGUUGCAAACUACGACAGGCUGCCCACAAGGUCGAGGCGUACCAAUAGCACCUACUUGCCCUUUCUGCGCUCGCUAUGA